Zootermopsis nevadensis is the source of this 476-nucleotide messenger RNA. The record is from RefSeq and is a predicted model, not a curated record. NCBI's taxonomy places the organism in Eukaryota, Metazoa, Arthropoda, Insecta, Blattodea, Termopsidae.
AUGGGGAUCUGUGCCUUGUUUGUUACAGCUGGAUCUGUGAUGACGGAAGAGGUUAAGGACACACGUGAAGGCGAAGACGUGUCCUUGGAGUGUAGGUUCGCGCCUCACUUGGUGAGCGGUGGACAAGAGAACACGACGUUCUAUUGGUCGCGAACCAACAAACAGAACAAAGACAGUGUCGCCAUCCACCAGACGCCGCUGGAUCCCAACUACAAAGUGGACUUCAGGCCAGACCAGGGCCGGUACGACCUCAGGAUCACGAACGCCAGCUAUGACAGGGACAACGGGAAAUUCGAGUGUCGCGUCAAGGCCUCUGGUAGUGGUCGUAACAUACAUUUCCAGGCCUUCGCCCUGACAGUGCUCACACCUCCAAGUCCUCCACACAUUUCACCGGGAGUCAACCCCACGCUCACGGAAGGGAAGACCGUGGAACUCACAUGUUCGAGCACCGGAGGAAGCCCCGAUCCUGUUAUAAA